This is a messenger RNA of Halichondria panicea, 1454 nucleotides long. RefSeq lists its product as uncharacterized. Bases 146 to 1309 code for a protein of 387 amino acids. NCBI's taxonomy places the organism in Eukaryota, Metazoa, Porifera, Demospongiae, Suberitida, Halichondriidae. The transcript has 5 exons. The record is from RefSeq and is a predicted model, not a curated record.
AAAUUCCUUAUACAGGAACAGAGGAGAACAGUUUAUUCGUCUCAACAGAAGGAACGGUGCCACCUCUCCACUGGGUAGAUACAGAUGUGACAUCCCUGAUGUAAGUGGAGUGACAAGAAGCAUUUUCAUCAACAUAGCAUCAACCAUGCCUCCUGUGAUAAUGUGUCCAACUGUAACUACAACCACCUGCCCACCACCUACUGAAGUCUCGUGCCCCCCUACACUACCUCCCCCAACCUGCCCUCCUACACUUCCCUCUACUGCCUGUCCACCACCUACCCCCUGUACUGAAGUCUCCUGCCCUAUGUGCCCCCCUACACUGCCUCCACCCACGUGCCCUACAUGCCCCCCUACACUACCUCCACCUACGUGCGCUCCAACAGAACCGUCCACUCCUUGUCCAGUCACAACCUGCCCACCACCCCCAACAACAUGUCCCCCAGAACAAGGUGACGUGUAUUUCAUGUUGCGUGGAAAGAAUUACACUGAUGGAGACACUGUGAUGAUCACUGAUAUUGGAGAGGGAGAUAACGCUCUGUUGUGUGUGACUGACAACACUGAGUGCUGUGACCCACCUGAUGAGGGAGAGUUCUUCUAUCCUGAUGGUACAGCUGUCGGUUUCUCCAGCAUAAAUUCCUUAUACAGAAACAGAGGAGAACAGUUUAUUGGUCUCAACAGAAGGAACGGUGCGACCUCUCCACUGGGUAGAUACAGAUGUGCCAUCCCUGAUGCAAGUGGAGUGACAAGAAGUGUUUACGUCAACAUCGUAGCAGGUGAAGCACCACCUCCAGUAACCUGCCCUGUACUUUCCAAUCCGGCUAAUGGAGGAGUGCGAGUGUUGUCUCUUUCAAUAGCUGUAGGAAGUCUGGCCACCUACACCUGUAACCCUGGUUACACUCUGAGUGACUCUUCAAGAAGAACCUGUUUACCUAAUGGGCAAUGUUGUGGAAAUGCACCUACUUGCCAACAAGAUGCUAUUGGGUUCAUGCUAAGAGGAGAAACCUUCGCUAAUGGCAGUAGUAUCUCCCUCGAAGAUAUCGGUGAAACUGAUGAAGCUCUCAUCUUCCGAACAGAAAUUAAGGAUUGCUGCAAAGUGCAAAAGAUCGGACAAUGCUACGAUCCCCACGGUGUUGAAUUAAGUAUUAGAGCAUUCAAUAAUGAAUUGUAUCGCAACCGUGAUUCUCAACUGGUUCGACUCAAUAAGAAUAAGAUAUUCACUGGUCAAGCUGCAAUCCCUGGACUGUACUGUUGUACUGUGCCCAACAACGAUGGUAACCUUCACCGAAUAUGUGCAAACAUUAUAGCUUAAUCAUGAACCUGCCAAAGCUGGUACGUACCCACUAUAUUGAUUGUACAUUUUGUAUGUGUUUUUCUAGUCUAUAGCUAUACCACCCCAUGACCACUAAUUUGUACCGUCUUCUAAUGUUUUGCAGUUAUAUGCAAAGUUACUCUCA